UAAUAACGAUCCUCUACCUCAACCAUGGGAUGGAAAAUAGCGGCCACCGUACUCCUGCUAGGCCUUUGCAUCGCCUACAUGAGUGGCCUCUUCAGUUCACCACCCGAACCACCAGAGGUCGGUGAUGGCUGGUGGGGACGAGGUGUCAAACCUGAGAAGGAGGAAGACAAGUCGGUCAAGAAAUUCAACAUCCAUUUUCCGGACAAAGAUCUAGCGGAUUUGAAAGAGCGUCUUAGGAAAACCAGAUGGUUCGAGAGUGUGGAAGACACCAAGUUUAACUAUGGCAUGAAGCCCGAGCACAUGAAGCCCAUUGUCGAUUACUGGCUGAACAAAUACGAUUGGCGCAAGAAGGAAAAGGAACUUAACCAGUACCAGAGUUUCAAAACGAAGAUCGAGGGAAUCGACAUUCACUUCGUGCGAGUCGUGCCUCGAUUGAAGCCUGGACAGAAAGCCAAACCCAUCAUGAUGGUUCACGGUUGGCCGAGCUCCUUCUACGAUUUCUACCAGAUAAUCCCUAUGUUGACCGACCCCACUCGUCACGGUGGGAACGAGGAUGAUAUAUUCGAGGUUAUCCUUCCUUCUCUGCCCGGCUAUGGUUUCUCCGAGGCUGCUCACAAGCCAGGCCUGGAUUCCAGGGACGCUGGCCGAAUAUUACACAAGUUAAUGACCCGCCUGGGGUUCGACAGCUACUACGUGCAGGGCGGGGAUUUUGGAGCUGCGGUGGUGGACCAGAUGUCGGGAAUAGUCCCAAGCCACGUCCGCGGCGUCCAUAUGAACAUGAUACCCAUCCCGCCGCCAGUCAGUCAGAUGAUUCUGGGCAUUCUGUUCCCGUCUCUGGUGCUGGAGGACGAGGCGUACGGCAGGAUCAUACCGACCUGGGCAUCGAUCAAGGGUUAUCUUAGGGAGACGGGUUACCUGCACAUACAGGCGACCAAGCCUGACACAAUUGGUCACGCACUGACCGACUCCCCAGUCGGCCUCGCCGCUUACAUCCUGGAGAAGUACUACUGCUCUUCCCAUUUCGACCGGCUUGACGUGGACGACAGAGAGCUGAGCGCUCAUUGGUCCACCUCAUGGGACUACCUGCUGACUAACGUCAUGAUCUAUUGGGUAUCUGGCAGCAUGACGUCAUCCAUGCGCUUUUACAAGGAAACCAUGCCCAAAACCCUAGAACUAGCAAACUUCCUAAACACCGUACCGGCAGGAUUGGCAGACCCGCCCCGAGAGUUCUGUCGCUGCCAGAAGAACUGGGCGUCCACUCACUUCACGGACAUCGUCUCCUACACGACGUACUCCGCGGGCGGCCACUUCGUGGCUCUCGAGGUGCCCGAACUACUGGCCAAGGACCUCCGACAAUUCACGCAGAAGGUGGAGCAGCGUCUGGUGAAGAAAAAGGAAUAAACUGAGCUGAAAAUUAGUCAGAUAUCACGAUCAGGUCUACAUGCAUAUUCCCGUUCUCAAAACAGCGAAUGUGUAUACAAACCAAAUAACAUGUCUCCAGCCAGUUCUGCGAUCAACAAGUACUUUGGAAUGCCCACUCUUUCUUAGCCAGUGCUGGAAACCGUGUUUCAGUUUCUUCCAUCUUGACGCCGUCUCAGAUGCCGUCCUAAAAAACUAACAGGAGGUUCUCAUUCAUUGCAGUGGCUAGUAGAUUUAAAUAAUUGAUAGUUGUAUUUUCAAAGGUCCAUCAUUUUAUUGUCAUCUAGUCUCAUUUUAUUUGCCAUCAAAGAACAGACAAUAUGACCAAGGACAAUAGAGGGCGCUAUAACCAAAUUAGGCUGCACCUAAUAUAAUGUUUCCUCUGAAAUCUUCUAAAUUAAUUGGCGGAAUUUUCCAAACGAAGUUAUAUACUUCGAAGAUUUCCUGAUCAGCUGUCUUUUGUGUUGUCACAUUUAGAGCAAGCCAUUCAAGUGACACUUAAAAAUAGCAAUAUUAAUUUACAGUAAGUGUAACAAAAACAUAAAUGUGUAAUAUUCAAAUUCAAUAAUUUAUGAAACUGUGCAACAUUAAUUAUCCCCCCCCCAAAAAAAAAACCCAUAGAAUGAUCCUCGCUUUUUGGCUACCUUUUUGCCUUCCCCUAGAAUUAGCUAUAGUUUUCGCUCGAAAUUGUUAUUCAAAUCGAUUGCUGUUUCAUUGUCUUCCGUCAAUUUGAAAGUAGAUUUGACUGGGACUUAUUGUCCAUUUGCAAGGGAGUUAAGUUCAAAGAGAGGCUUAACUGGCAAGGAGCCAGCCAGUUGAUAUCAAGUCACCUACCUACAAACAAGGCAUGACAACUCAACUUGCAUUUAACACUCGAAAAGGCAGGCCUACUGUGAGCCUCACUUCUGUUCAAAUUACAUGGAGGAAGGAUCAUGCAUGACUGGUUCCGUGCAAGGAAUACAUAAUAGUGCAUUUUGGCUUAUCACCAUGAAUUUAAGAAACAGAAAUAAAGAACAUUUGAUAAAUUAUGAAA
Molecule: messenger RNA, 2452 nt
Organism: Patiria miniata (bat star)
Lineage: Eukaryota; Metazoa; Echinodermata; Asteroidea; Valvatida; Asterinidae
Product: epoxide hydrolase 1-like
Exons: 8
Coding region: 25-1401 (458 amino acids)
Biological process (GO): epoxide metabolic process
Molecular function (GO): epoxide hydrolase activity
Source: RefSeq, a predicted model, not a curated record